CUAUGUUUUCCUUUAUAAAAUGUUCCCAUGUGGGAUACUCAAUGUUUCACUUUUCCAUAUAUGUUCUUUACAUCUUGUUCUUCCCCAAUUUUCUUAAUGGUCUGACUCCUCCUCUGCUCGAAUCUGACUCCCAUGUGCUUGUUCUUCGCCAUCGUCUUCUAUUACGAGCUUCUCUCUGCAUUGAUCAUCUACCAAAAAGUUGUUCUGAUGGUGCUAUUCCUCGAGCCUCUCCAUACUUCCAGGUUCUUAGCAUUAGUCAUCUACCAACAAGUUGUUUCGGUGCCAUAUGCUCGACUGCAGAUAGUCGGGAGCGUCAAUUGUUUACAUAAUUUGAUUUUGGAUCGGAUAGGUUUGCAUCGAUUGGUCCUUCUGCCACUCCUUGAUCAGCUUCGUAGAGGAUUGAGCUUAUCCACGCUCAUCGUUCUUCUCUAUCCUCUCUCUAGUUUCUCUUGUCAAUUUCGUGAUGGAGUAGAUGAGGGUGUGAUGGUGUUGAAUGCAAACAGGAAGGUUGCCAAUGUUGGUGUUUGGUAGUUGGAGCAAAAACGGAUAGAGCAUGUGGUGGUUUAAGGUUGUUGCAGCUCUCAAUUUGGUGGCUUGAAUGAACUCGUUGUGAAAACAUGGUUUUGAAGAAUUGAUGAAGAACAUUUGUAAUUCUUGGCUGAUAUGGUUGUUUAAUCCAAAUCAUCAAUGAACUAAUAUAUUUGUUAACAUGUUCACUUAUAUUAUUAGGAUUAAUGUUAU
Messenger RNA from Lactuca sativa (garden lettuce), 741 nucleotides. The record is from RefSeq and is a predicted model, not a curated record. Lineage: Eukaryota; Viridiplantae; Streptophyta; Magnoliopsida; Asterales; Asteraceae.